This is a messenger RNA of Talpa occidentalis (Iberian mole), 667 nucleotides long. It is a transcript of the gene LHFPL7, whose product is annotated as LHFPL tetraspan subfamily member 7. NCBI's taxonomy places the organism in Eukaryota, Metazoa, Chordata, Mammalia, Eulipotyphla, Talpidae. Gene Ontology annotation, cellular component: membrane. The transcript has 4 exons. Bases 65 to 667 code for a protein of 200 amino acids. The record is from RefSeq and is a predicted model, not a curated record.
AGCCUAAGCAGAAGAGGCCACAUAGGAGGGUCUUGACCUGAAGUGUGGUCACUCACAGUUCCUGAUGGUGGGCAGUGUGUGGGCGGCUCUGGAGAUCUCCCUGGCCUGCAUCUCAGCCCUGGGCCUCAUCUCCCCUGCCUGGUUCCAGACCCCUACCUUCUCCUUUGGCAUCCUCACCUACUGCUCCUGGCCUCAGGGUGAUAGCUGGAACCAGAGUUGUGGGGUCUUCAGGUCCCUGGAUGAUAUUCCUGACUUUGCCUGGAAGGUCUCAGCUGUGAUUCUUCUCGGAGGCUGGUUCCUGUUGGCCUUCAAUGCAAUUCUCCUCCUGUCCUGGGCCCUGGCCCCCAAAGGGAUGUGCCCAAGGAGAGGCAGUGGCCCAAUGCCAGGGGUGCAGGCAGCUGCAGCCACUGCCAUUGUUGUGGGCCUUCUGGUUUUCCCAGUCAGCUUGGCCUCCGCAUUCGCCAAGAAAGCCUGUGGAGCCUCUUCCAUGUACCACGGUGGGCAGUGUCAGCUGGGCUGGGGCUACGUGACCGCCAUCCUCACUGCAGUCCUGGCUAGCCUCCUCCCCAUGAUAGGCAGGCCCCACAGGACCCAUGUCCAGGGCAGGACCAUCUUCUUUUCCAGUGACACUGAGAGAAUCAUCCUAGUGCCAGAAAGGAGCAAAUAA